This is a messenger RNA of Penicillium atrosanguineum, 744 nucleotides long. Its product is annotated as SDR family oxidoreductase. The transcript has 3 exons. The record is from RefSeq and is a predicted model, not a curated record. Bases 1 to 744 code for a protein of 247 amino acids. NCBI's taxonomy places the organism in Eukaryota, Fungi, Ascomycota, Eurotiomycetes, Eurotiales, Aspergillaceae.
AUGUCUACCAUAUUAAUUUCCGGUGCCAACAAGGGAAUUGGCCGCGGCCUGGUUGCCAAGUACGUGGCUCGCGAUAAUGUGACUGUGAUCGCAGCCGUCCGCAACCCAAGCUCAUCGGAGGCAACCUCUCUCUCUCAUUUUCCCACGGGGAAGAGUAGUCGGUUGAUUAUUAUCAAAGUCGACGCCAUCUCCAACACCGACGCCAAAGCUGCAGUGGAGUCAUUGUCUAGCCAGGGCGUGUCGGCUCUGGACAUUGUUAUCGCCAAUGCAGGAGUCUUCGACACAGCCGCUUUCACCACCGUUGCCGAUUCCACUAUUGCGCAGAUCCAAUUCCAUCUAGAUGUGAACACUGUCGGACCUGUACGUCUCUUCCAGGCUACGCUCCCUCUCCUUGAGAAGUCGUCCUCUGCUCGCUUCAUCCUGAGCAGUAGUCUUAUGGGAACGAUUGGAGGCAUUAAAGACAUCCCGGUCAAAAUUGCGCCUUACGGUGCUAGCAAGGCUGCGGCGAACUUCUUCGUCCGCAAGAUCAACUUUGAACAUGAUAAUAUUGCGACCUUGGCAAUCCAUCCUGGGGGCGUCAAGACAGAUGCUGGGAAUGACGCUGCCCGAGCUGCGGGCUACCCCGGCGCUUUCGUUGAAGUUGAGGACAGCGUGAAUGCGAUUGUCGCCAAAAUCGAUGGCUUGACCAAGGAGAACGGAGCGGGAGAGUUCUGGGGCUUCGACGACACCACCAUCGGCUGGUAG